Molecule: messenger RNA, 980 nt
Organism: Terrapene triunguis (Three-toed box turtle)
Lineage: Eukaryota; Metazoa; Chordata; Testudines; Emydidae
Gene: COPS7B
Product: COP9 signalosome subunit 7B
Exons: 7
Coding region: 91-885 (264 amino acids)
Biological process (GO): COP9 signalosome assembly
Cellular component (GO): COP9 signalosome
Source: RefSeq, a predicted model, not a curated record
ACGCCGCUGUCAUGGCGGCCUGAGGAGCAGCGGGGGAGGCGCCGGGAGCCGGACGGAGGCGGCCGGAGCAGGCAGAUUGAAAAAUCUAGAAUGGCAGGAGAACAGAAACCAUCCUGCAAUCUUCUUGAGCAGUUUAUUUUAUUAGCCAAAGGCACCAACGGAUCAGCUCUGACUGCUUUGAUAAACCAAGUGCUAGAGGCUCCUGGGGUUUAUGUCUUUGGCGAGCUGUUGGAGUUAACAAACGUGCAAGAGCUUGCUGAAGGGCCUAAUGCUGCUUAUUUCCAGUUGCUGAACCUGUUUGCUUACGGAACGUAUCCAGAUUACGUAGCAAACAAGGAUAACCUGCCAGAGUUAACGGGGGCCCAGAAGAACAAGCUGAAACACUUAACUAUUGUAAGCUUGGCUGCCAGAAUGAAGUGCAUUCCUUACUCUGUGCUGCUCAAAGACCUGGACAUGAGGAAUCUGAGGGAGCUGGAAGAUCUAAUCAUUGAAGCUGUGUAUACAGACAUUAUUCAGGGGAAACUGGAUCAGCGCAACCAGGUGCUGGAGGUGGAUUUCUGUAUCGGCAGAGACAUUCAGAAGAAGGACAUCAGUAAUAUUGUUAAAACACUCCAAGAAUGGUGCGAUGGGUGUGAAGCGGUUCUGUUAGGAAUCGAACAGCAAGUGCUUAGAGCCAACCAGUACAAAGAGAACCACAACCGAACUCAGCAGCAGGUAGAGACAGAGGUCACAAACAUAAAGAAAACAUUAAAAGCCACGGCCUCAUCAUCAGCACAAGAGAUGGAACAGCAGCUGGCAGAGCGGGAGUGCCCUCCCCACGCAGAGCAAAGGCAGCCCACAAAAAAGAUGUCCAAAGUCAAAGGGCUGGUCUCCAGCCGCCACUAGAACCUGCCACGUAGCCAUCAUUCAGCCAGGAGUGACGACAGAAGGAGCGACAAAGGCCCCGUGUCUCCUUUUCGGUGGGUUCUGGGCCAGGCCUC